AUGUCUGCAUGGGGAGAAGAAUAUGUGUUAAAGAUGCAGUGGGAAGCGAAAGCUGAAUGUGAGUUACAUGUGAAGAAGGCCAAAGCUGAGAUGAAGGCACUGUCCAAUCCCAGUGACUCCACAAAGUUACAAUGCAUUGAAGGGCUCAGUGGAUUGAUCAGACAACUUUUACAGACCAUCCAUGAUACAAUGAGUUGGAAUGGGAGUGUGUACCUUGGGGGACCAGACCCUUGUUUUUCACUACAGCAAGGACACUACUGGCUUCAACUUUCACAAUACACUCUCAGACCAUCAUGCACAAAUCAUGAAACCAUUCACUACAUUUCGAAGGACGCUUUUGCUGUUCCUACCCAGGAGAUGAUGUCAUACUCAUCUUCAUCUCCAUCUCCAUCUCCAUCUCCAUCAAGUAUCAAUACUAUUGUUCCCACUGGUCCUACUGCAACUCCAGGAGUCUUGCAUGCCUCAGCUGAUCAACAUUUAUCCUUGAAGCCAAUGCCAUACUCAUCUCUGUCUCUAUUGAGUAUCGAUACUGUUGUUUCUAUUUUGAACCCCACCAACAUUAUCACUUGUCCCACUGCAACUCUGGGAGUCUCCAAUCAACUUUUCUCCUUCAACUCUUCGCAUCCUGAUGGGAUCCACCCCUCCUUUGAGGAAUUCUCAUUCUAUCCAGUGCACAUUCCUGAUGAUUUGCUGAAUCUGUCUGGUAAUUUCUUGCUCAAUCUGUUGAAUGAGGCCAUCAUCAACUUUCUGUCUCGCAUGCAGUCAUACAAAUUCUCAACCACUGCAGCUGUGAUGAAUGAGAGUCCAAAACUACCUCUCUUUCCAUCUGUGGAUGAGUUGCAUUCUCCUUGUAAUGAGGGUGUAGCAUCUGGUCAGUCUAUAGUACUGUCACCCCCACACUUUCACAGUGCUUUAGCUCGUAUAGAGUCUAAGGUCCUCUCUGGUGGCAUUAAGAAGGCACCUUGCCCCCAUCCAUUCAGAGAAGGAACUGAUACUCGCCAUGAUCUAUAUCGUAGUUCCACUUCUUUGUCUUCUGUACCUCUUGUGAUGCCUAUAACUCACACAGAUCCAUUGCUGCCUGCAGCUACUGAGCCUCCUGUUGAGACUCCUCCAUGGUGUGGUGACAACAGUCCUGCUGAGUAG
Messenger RNA from Suillus fuscotomentosus, 1143 nucleotides. RefSeq lists its product as uncharacterized. The transcript has 4 exons. Bases 1 to 1143 code for a protein of 380 amino acids. The record is from RefSeq and is a predicted model, not a curated record. Lineage: Eukaryota; Fungi; Basidiomycota; Agaricomycetes; Boletales; Suillaceae.